This is a messenger RNA of Tripterygium wilfordii, 3059 nucleotides long. RefSeq names its product pentatricopeptide repeat-containing protein At3g49170, chloroplastic. Lineage: Eukaryota; Viridiplantae; Streptophyta; Magnoliopsida; Celastrales; Celastraceae. Gene Ontology annotation, molecular function: RNA binding; zinc ion binding; protein binding. Gene Ontology annotation, biological process: RNA modification. The coding region runs from base 37 to 2619 and encodes 860 amino acids. The transcript has a single exon. The record is from RefSeq and is a predicted model, not a curated record.
UAUCGGCUUAUGCACAUUUGAUGCUAAAUCCGCACCAUGAUGAGCCUCUCGCUUCCCGCUCCCGCCAAAAUAGCCAGCAUCACUGCCCGUCAAAAACUCUCACCACGUCCGUCCUCAUCCUCAUCACCGUCAAAAUCCCUAAAGAUUCGUCACUCCGAUGAUAUCAACAACCGUCUGAGACACCAGCUGGACUUGGGUCACCUCCGCAAUGCAAUCUCCACCCUCGAUCUUACUUCCGAUCAGGGGACACACCCGGACCUUAUCACCUACUCCCUUCUCCUUAAGUCCUGCAUUCGCUCAAGCGCAUUUCGUCUGGGUAAACUGGUCCACACCAAGCUUAUGCUAUCUGGAAUCGACCCAGACUCAGUCCUUUUGAACUCUCUCAUCACUCUGUACUCUAAGUCCGGUGAUGUAGCCAAAGCCCAAGAUAUAUUCGAAAGCAUGGGAGAUAAGAGGGACUUGGUCUCCUUUAGUGCUAUGAUAUCGGGUUUUGCCAAUAAUGGCAGGGAAAUUGAAGCAAUUUGCACGUUCCUUGAUAUGAUUGGGCUUGGGUUUGACCCCAACGAGUAUUGUUUCGCGGCAGUCAUUCGUGCAUGCUCUAGCACUGAUAGGGAGAGCUUUUCGAUUGGGAAAACGAUUUUUGGUUCCGUGUUGAAAAGUGGGUAUUUUGAGGCUGACGUUAACGUUGGGUGCGCUUUGAUAGAUUUGUUUGUCAAAGGUGCGGGUGAUUUGGAACUUGCAUAUAAGGUGUUUGAGAAAAUGCCGGAGAGAAAUGUGGUUACUUGGACUUUGAUGAUAACUAGGUUCGCACAAAUGGGUUUUCCAAGUGACGCUAUUGAUUUGUUUUUGGAUAUGGUUUUGGGUGGGUGUCAGCCAGACAGGUUUACUCUAAGUGGGGUUAUUUCGGGUUGUUCUGAGUUGGGUCUUUUGACGCUUGGCCAGCAAUUGCAUUGUUGGGUUAUUAAGUUCGGAUUGGCUUUGGAUGUUUCUAUUGGUUGUAGUUUGGUGGACAUGUAUUCGAAGUGUGCAGCAGAUGGGUCCGUGGCUAAUUCAAGAAAGGUGUUUGAUAGGAUGCCAGAUCAUAAUGUUAUGUCUUGGACUGCGAUCAUCUCUGGGUAUGUGCAACACGGAGGGUGUGAUAUGGAAGCUAUUAAACUAUUUUUUGAAAUGAUUCAGGGUCAAGUUGCACCGAAUCAAUUCACUUUCUCUAGUAUUCUUAAGGCAUGUGGAAAUAUAUCUAACCCAUAUUUGGGUGAGCAGGUUUACGCCCUUGCAGUGAAGAGAGGUCUUGCAUCCAUUAACUUUCUGGGAAACUCUGUUAUCAGCAUGUAUUGUCGAUGUAAUUGGAUGCAGAGUGCCCGGAAAGCUUUUGAUGUGCUGUUAGAGAAGAAUUUGGUUUCUUACAAUACGAUUGUUGAUGCAUAUGCCAAGAGUUCAAAUUCUGACGAAGCAUUUGAACUGUUUCAAGAAAUUGAAGAAACUGGAAUUGGUGUUGAUGUUUUCACGUUGGCUAGCCUCUUGAGUGGCGCUUCUAAUAUCGGUGCAGUUGGUAAAGGUGAACAAAUCCAUGCACGGGUACUGAAGUCGGGUUUUCAGUCGGAUCUUCAUGUUUGUAAUGCUUUGAUCUCCAUGUACUCAAGGUGUGGAAACAUAGAAGCUGCUUUCCUAGUUUUUGAAGACGUGGAAUACCCUAAUGUUAUUUCUUGGACUUCAAUGAUUACAGGCUUUGCAAAACAUGGGUUUGCAACGAGAGCUUUGGAAUUAUUUUUCAAAAUGAUCAAGGCAAGUGUGAAGCCAAAUGAAGUAACUUACAUAGCUGUUUUGUCAGCUUGUAGCCAUGCGGGUUUGAUUUCUGAAGGAUGGAAACAUUUCAAAUCAAUGCAUAGGGAACAUGGGAUUAUCCCUAGAAUGGAACAUUAUGCCUGUAUGGUUGAUUUAUUAGGCAGGUCAGGAUCCCUUGUGGAAGCCCUUGAGUUUAUUAAUUCAAUGCCCUUCACAGCUGGUGCUUUAGUCUGGCGAACGUUCCUUGGAGCUUGCCGAAUUCACGGUGACAGAGAACUUGGGGAACAUGCAGCAAAGAUGAUUCUUGAACAGGAUCCACAUGAUCCGUCAGCGUAUGUAUUACUCUCAAAUUUAUAUGCUUCUGCAGGUAAAUGGGAACAUGUUGCUGAGAUUAGAAAGAGUAUGAAAGAGCGAAAAUUGAACAAGGAAGCGGGUUGUAGCUGGAUAGAGGUUGCAAAUAAGGUGCACAAGUUUUAUGUUGGAGAUACUUUACACCCACGAGCCCAGGAAAUCUAUUACGAGCUAGACCAUUUGGCAUUGAGAAUAAAGGAAUUGGGCUAUGUCCCUGACACAAACUUUGUUCUUCAUGAAGUUGAGGAGGAACAGAAGGAGCAAUAUUUGUUUCAGCACAGUGAGAAAAUUGCUGUUGCAUUUGGUCUUAUAAGUACAUCCAAGUCGAAACCUAUUCGUGUAUUUAAGAAUCUUCGAGUCUGUGGAGAUUGCCACACUGCUAUUAAAUACAUCUCAUUGACCACCGGAAGAGAAAUAGUAUUAAGGGACUCGAAUCGUUUUCAUCAUAUGAAGGAUGGCAAAUGCUCCUGCAACGAAUACUGGUGAUCUAAUUCCUCCAAAUAAUGUGACUGAUUUUGCACCGCUCAAUUGUGUUCUUUUCUGGCUACAACUUCGUAGAAGCUGUCUCCAUGGAUUGAUGGAGCUAAUGGAUUAUGAUAUGAAAAAGAAAAGGUACUGCUCCUGCCUCCUGGCAAAGUAGAAUGCAUCAUAACUAUGAGCUACAACUCUUGCAUUCUGCUUCUUGUAAGAAAAAAAAGUAUGAAUAUCACCAUGCCCCGACAUAUAAUUAGUUCAUUCAAUUUCAAAUUCAAUGCGUUUUUUCUACAGCUGCCAGUCUUAUAUUUAUCUUGCAAGUUUUGGAUAAGUACGUUAUAUACUAUCUCAACGUAAAAAAUAAGCAAUAAGGAGACUUAGUGUUGAAAUUCUUAUCCCAAACACAUUGAAGAUAUUGUUUGCUUAGGGCCACGUGUCUGCACGAAUUUGUU